CACAAAUCAUCCAGCCUUCAAGCUAGAAUAACUAAAAACCAACCACUCCCAGAAAAAUGAAGUUCUUCAUCGCCAGCCUCCUGAUCGCCGCCUUGGUGGCUCUCGCCCAGAGCAGCGUGAUCUACUCGCCGGUGCAAUCCGUUCCGGUGGUGCGAUCCGUUCCAGUGGUGCGAUCCGUGCCAGUGGUGCGCCACAUCCCGGUGGUGCGUACCGUUCCGGUGGUGCGUCAUGUGCCCGUCAUCGAUUCCGUCCCGGUGGUGCCCUCCGUGGUUCGCGUUGGACACGCUGCCGUCUACGAUGCCCCACUUGUCCAAUCCUACGGCGGUUGGUUGAAGCAGAAGUAAAUCUUUGGAUGCCGGACAACCACCCAUCUUCUUUUUUUCUAC
Drosophila ficusphila is the source of this 386-nucleotide messenger RNA. RefSeq lists its product as uncharacterized. The record is from RefSeq and is a predicted model, not a curated record. Bases 57 to 344 code for a protein of 95 amino acids. The transcript is spliced from 2 exons. NCBI's taxonomy places the organism in Eukaryota, Metazoa, Arthropoda, Insecta, Diptera, Drosophilidae.